Molecule: messenger RNA, 2358 nt
Organism: Varanus komodoensis (Komodo dragon)
Lineage: Eukaryota; Metazoa; Chordata; Lepidosauria; Squamata; Varanidae
Gene: LRRN1
Product: leucine rich repeat neuronal 1
Exons: 1
Coding region: 208-2358 (716 amino acids)
Molecular function (GO): protein binding
Source: RefSeq, a predicted model, not a curated record
AUAUACAUUGAUUAAAAUAUUUUGGACUAGUAGAGACAUUGGGUCACUUACUAUUAAUACAGAAAUUCAGACAAACACCUUCCAUCUUCUGGAUGCCUGAGUAUUUGCAACAAAAAAGCUUUAAUUUUAUUUCAAGCUCAAAAAAUACAUACUUUUAUCUGCUAUUAGUUGCAAGUGGUUAACCAGCUGAACCUACAGUGAACGACUAUGGCCCGGAUGAGUAUUGCUUUACGGGUUUGUCACUUGGUGCUGGGGCUGCUCAUACAUCCAUUGAGUACAUCAUCCAUACAGAAUAAUGAAUGUCCACAAUUGUGUGUCUGUGAGAUAAGACCUUGGUUUACUCCUCAGUCAACUUACAGAGAAGCUACAACCGUUGACUGCAACGAUCUUCGUUUAACAAAGAUUCCCAGUAACCUUUCCAGUGAUACUCAGGUUCUUCUCCUACAAAGUAACAACAUUGCCAAGACCACAGAUGAACUCCAGCAGCUUUUCAACUUAACUGAGUUGGAUUUUUCACAGAACAAUUUCACUAGUAUAAAAGACGUGGGGCUAUCCAACCUUUCUCAACUGACUACUUUGCACCUGGAAGAGAAUCAGAUCACAGAGAUGACAGAUUAUUGCUUGCAGGAUCUGUGCAAUCUUCAGGAACUCUAUAUAAAUCACAAUCAAAUCAGUACCAUUUCUGCAAAUGCAUUUUCAGGCCUGAAGAAUCUUUUAAGACUCCACCUUAAUUCCAACAAAUUAAAGGUUAUUGACAGCCAUUGGUUUGAUUCUACACCCAACUUGGAAAUUCUAAUGAUUGGGGAAAAUCCUGUAAUUGGAAUAUUAGAUAUGAAUUUCAAGUCGCUCUCAAAUUUAAGAAGUCUGGUUCUGGCUGGCAUGUACCUGACUGACAUUCCUGGAAAUGCUCUAGUAGGAUUGGAUAGUCUUGAAAGUCUCUCAUUUUAUGACAACAGAUUGGCUAAAGUUCCACAACUCGCACUUGAGAAAGUUCCAAAUUUAAAAUUUUUGGACCUUAACAAAAACCCAAUCCAUAAGAUCCAAGAAGGAGACUUCAAAAACAUGCUUCGGUUGAAAGAACUGGGAAUCAACAACAUGGGCGAGCUGGUCUCUGUUGACAGGUAUGCACUAGACAAUCUUCCUGAGCUUACCAAACUUGAAGCAACCAACAACCCAAAGUUAUCCUAUAUACAUCGUUUAGCAUUUCGGAAUGUUCCUGCUCUGGAAAGCCUGAUGCUUAACAAUAAUGCCUUGAAUGCAGUCUACCAAAAAACCGUGGAAUCCCUUCCAAACUUGCGUGAGAUUAGCAUUCACAGUAAUCCCCUCAGGUGUGACUGUGUCAUCCACUGGAUAAACUCAAACAAAACCAACAUCCGUUUCAUGGAGCCUCUGUCCAUGUUCUGUGCUAUGCCACCAGAAUACCGGGGACAGCAAGUCAAGGAGGUCAUAAUACAGGAUUCCAGUGAGCAAUGUCUUCCUAUGAUUUCUCAUGACACUUUCCCAAAUCAUUUGAAUUUGGAUAUUGGCAUGACUGUCUUUUUAGACUGUCGGGCUAUGGCAGAGCCAGAACCUGAAAUUUAUUGGGUUACUCCACUUGGGAAUAAAAUAACUGCAGAAACUCUUUCAGACAAAUACAAGCUUAGUAGCGAAGGAACUCUGGAAAUAUCAAAUAUUCAGACUGAGGAUUCAGGAAGGUACACCUGUGUAGCCCAAAAUAUAGAAGGUGCAGACACAAGAGUAGCUACAAUCAGAGUGAAUGGAACACUUUUGGAUGGUACUCAAGUGCUGAAAAUAUAUGUCAAACAAGCAGAAUCUCAUUCAAUCCUAGUUUCUUGGAAGGUUAACUCUAACGUUAUGACCUCCAAUUUAAAAUGGUCAUCUGCUACAAUGAAGAUUGACAACCCCCACAUUACAUACACUGCGAGAGUCCCCGUUGAUGUGCAUGAAUACAACCUCACACACUUGCAACCCUCCACAGAUUAUGAGGUCUGCCUCACUGUGUCCAACAUCCAUCAGCAAACUCAGAAGUCCUGUGUUAAUGUUACAACAAAGAACGCGGCGUUCGCCCUGGACAUUACAGACCAAGAAACGAGUACGGCCUUGGCUGCAGUCAUGGGAUCCAUGUUUGCCGUUAUUAGUCUUGCCUCUGUUUCUGUCUAUGUUGCGAAAAGGUUCAAGAGGAAAAACUAUCACCAUUCACUGAAAAAGUAUAUGCAAAAGACCUCCUCUAUCCCCCUGAACGAACUCUAUCCGCCACUUAUUAACCUCUGGGAAGGUGACAGUGAAAAAGACAGAGAGGGUUCUGCAGAAACCAAGCCAACUCAAGUGGACACAUCCAGAAGCUAUUAUAUGUGGUAA